Molecule: messenger RNA, 1565 nt
Organism: Megalobrama amblycephala (Wuchang bream)
Lineage: Eukaryota; Metazoa; Chordata; Actinopteri; Cypriniformes; Xenocyprididae
Gene: alg12
Product: ALG12 alpha-1,6-mannosyltransferase
Exons: 9
Coding region: 31-1506 (491 amino acids)
Biological process (GO): protein N-linked glycosylation
Cellular component (GO): endoplasmic reticulum membrane
Molecular function (GO): alpha-1,6-mannosyltransferase activity
Source: RefSeq, a predicted model, not a curated record
GCACGCGCCUGAGGACGCGUAUGACGCGCUAUGAUGGCGCGGAAGGAAGCUGUAAAUGAGCAUCGUCUCCUAAUUUUUAUGAUCGGUGUUGUAUUUCUACAUUUGUUUAUCUGUCCCUACACUAAAGUUGAAGAAAGUUUUAAUUUACAAGCAAUUCACGAUGUUCUGUAUCACGGAUUUGAAUUUGAAAAGUAUGAUCAUCAUGAGUUUCCUGGUGUGGUUCCACGGACGUUUCUUGGACCGCUGUUCAUAUCAGCACUCAGUGUACCAAUGACGUGUGUGCUUGCUCUCCUUCAAGCACCAAAGUUUUACACUCAAAUCCUAGUGAGAGGAGUUCUUGGACUAUGUGUGAUUCUGUCACUGUGGCAGAUGCAGAGAGAGGUCCGGAGGCAGUUUGGGUCAAUGGUGGCCAGUCUGUUCUGCUUCAUCUGCACUACACAGUUCCAUCUGAUGUUUUACAGUACCAGAACCCUCCCAAAUGUGAUUGCUUUUCCUUUAGUUCUGCUGGCGUUCACAUCUUGGCUGGCCCAGAGACACUGUGCCUUCAUUUGGCUCUCUGCUUUGGCCAUUAUUGUGUUCCGCUCUGAAUUGUGUCUCUUCUUUGGCCUGAUGUUGUUGAUGUCACUCCUGAGCAGGAAACUCCAUUUUCUGCAACUGCUUUACCAUGCCAUACCUGCUGGUGUUUUAUCUUUGGGUCUCACUGUCAUGGUUGACACAUUUUUCUGGAAUAAGCUGCUCUGGCCUGAGGGUCAGGUACUGUGGUACAACACAGUCUUGAAUAAAAGUUCAAACUGGGGAACUUUCCCUUUUCUGUGGUACUUCUACUCUGCUCUUCCUCGAGCACUUGGCAGCACAAUACUUUUUAUUCCAAUUGGCCUAUUGGACAGACGAACAAGAAUACCACUCGGCGUAACUGUAGGCUUCAUUCUACUGUACUCCCUUCUGCCCCACAAGGAGCUCCGUUUUAUCAUCUACACCUUCCCUGUGUUCAACAUGAUUGCUGCCUGCGGUUGUUCCUUCAUUUUUAAGAACUACCACAAGUCAUGGAUGUAUAAAAUUGGCUCCAUAGUUGUGGUAGGACAUCUGAUGUUAAAUGGAGUAUACACAAGUAUUUCUCUGUAUGUUUCCCAUCACAACUACCCAGGAGGGAAAGCAAUGUAUGAGCUACAUAGGUUAAUGCCAGCAACAGAAGAUGUGUCAUUACACAUUGAUGUACUAGCUGCACAAACAGGAGUCUCGCGUUUUCUGGAGCUAAAUAGUAACUGGAGAUAUGACAAGAAAGAGGAUUUGACCCUUGAAGAUCCAGUUAUGAAGACAUAUUCACACCUGUUAAUGGAAGCGAAUACAACCAAGAUAUUGCUGCUCAAAGACUCUCACAAACCUCUGGUCUUCAUCCCAGGAUACCAAAGCCUUGCAUUUGAGGUGUUCCACUUUCCACCUCUCAAAAUCAAGCUAAACAACAAACUUGUGCUUCUAGAAAGACAUUUAAAUAAUGAAUCUAGAUAAUAAACACUGAAUAAAAUAUUUUAUAGACCAAUAAAUGUUUACAGAAGUGGUUAUCUGAA